Messenger RNA from Cuscuta campestris, 1695 nucleotides. The record is from the annotation of a GenBank genome assembly. Lineage: Eukaryota; Viridiplantae; Streptophyta; Magnoliopsida; Solanales; Convolvulaceae.
AUAUAGAGUUUGUUCUUUCCGACUAAAAUACACUUAGCUUAAGUGAAAGUUGUAAUUAUAACUGAUGGGUAUUGAACUAAGCUUACUGAAUAAAAGUGAACUAUACUUGACUGGGCUCGAAAAGAACAAAGCCAUUACCUUGAAAAGCUUUCAAAUUUUUUGUGAGAUUCAGUUGCACACCUUAUCAGAGGACUGAGAAUGGCUAGAUCUCUCUGGUUCAUGACCAAGUGGGUAAGAAAAAAGCAGGUGUAGUUGAGUUGGCGGCAUCUGCAGAAGUAAAAUAAGGCGUUGGAAGAUGUUCCAACUUCUCCACUUGUUUCUUAUGCGUGAUUCUAUGUGGGAAGUGGAGAGCCUGAAGAAGCCUUUCACUCCGCCUCGUGAGGUUCAUGUUCAAGUAACACACACUAUGCCCCCUCAGAAAAUUGAGAUAUUCAAAUCUUUGGAGGACUGGGCAGAACAAAAUAUAUUGGUUCAUUUGAAGCCAGUUGAAAAAUGCUGGCAAGCACAGGACUUUCUACCAGAUCCUGCAUCAGAUGGUUUCUACGAUCAGGUGAAGGAACUUAGGGAGAGGGCAAAAGAGAUUCCAGAUGAUUAUUUUGUUGUUUUAGUUGGAGAUAUGAUCACAGAAGAAGCUCUUCCAACAUAUCAAACAAUGCUCAACACCCUCGAUGGUGUUAGGGAUGAAACAGGUGCAAGCCUCACCUCUUGGGCUGUUUGGACAAGGGCCUGGACUGCUGAGGAAAAUAGGCACGGAGACGUCCUUAAUAAGUACCUGUUCCUUUCUGGGAGAGUUGAUAUGAAAGCAAUCGAGAAGACAAUUCAGUACUUGAUUGGGUCAGGAAUGGACCCUCGGACUGAAAACAAUCCCUACCUUGGGUUCAUCUACACAUCGUUUCAAGAAAGGGCAACCUUUAUCUCACACGGUAACACUGCAAGGCUUGCAAAGGAGCAUGGGGAUAUGAAACUGGCUCAGAUCUGCGGCAUAAUCGCGUCUGAUGAGAAGCGCCAUGAGACUGCAUAUACCAAGAUCGUGGAAAAGCUUUUUGAGGUUGAUCCAGAUGGGACAGUGCUGGCCCUUGCGGACAUGAUGAAGAAGAAAAUCUCCAUGCCAGCACACUUGAUGUUUGACGGACAGGAUGAUGACCUCUUUGACCACUUCUCAGCAGUGGCUCAACGGCUUGGUGUCUACACGGCAAAAGACUACGCAGACAUUCUAGAGUUUCUUGUGGGGAGAUGGAACGUGGGCAAUCUUGCAGGACUUUCGUCUGAAGGGAGAAGAGCUCAAGAAUACGUUUGUGGACUGCCCCCAAGAAUCCGAAGACUGGAGGAGAGAGCUCAAGGGAGAGCCAAGCAGUCACCCAUCGUUCCGUUUAGUUGGAUUUAUAAUAGAGACGUGCAGCUCUGAAUGUCUCUCUCCAUCUGCUAUCGGCUGCUGGUGAUCUAUGUGAAUUGCAGUCUAGAUUGCAAUUCACAUCUAGUUCAAUGGAUAUAAUAUUAUGCAUAAAUUGUAGUAGUUGCAGUCAUUUGUGUCAUUCGUUAGUUCUUCGUAUAGGCUCUAAUUACAUUAUAUUCUCUCUGUGUGUGUUGGUGGCGUCGUUUGUUUCUGUUUUUUCAUCUGGUGCUUUAGACUAAACAUUUUGAUCAACUUCAAUGUGAAAUUUUGAUGGUGUUGUUAAAUAGAUACUCAUAUUAUUU